AUGGAUGCUACCAGUGGCAUCAAGACGUUGCUGUCGGCAAUUUCAACGUGGGAAGAAGCUGAAGAGCUACAAGUCUAUGAGAAGUUCGAGAAGGUCCUCUACAAGACUACCCAACGUCCUGAUGAGACAACACAGAGCUACGUGAACCGGUUGGCUGUGGCUUUCAACGAAGUCGAAGGCCGAGCAGUCCGUGAUUUCAGGGCUUUCAUCAUGCUGAGGCAAUCAGCUUUGAGCGUGGAAGACAAGAAGAAAGUGAUCUCAAUGAUUGGAGAUACCCUGAGUCCGGAGAAAGUUGAAGGUGCCAUGAGACAACUUUCAACGAGGAUUCUGAUGGGCCAGUCAGAUGGAAAGAAAAAGGUGUACCCCUUGAAUCACGUGGAGGAUGAAGCCGAAGAAGCCAUGGUUGUCCAGGAAACUGAGGUCUAUGAUGAAGAGGCCACCAUUCAAUGGCUUGCUGAGCAAGGAGAUGAAGAAGCCUUGGUGGUGCAGGACUUUGAAGAACAAUUGAUUGAGGUGUGCCAGGAGAACAGUGAUUUGUCGAUGUGUUUCAACAGUUACACUGAAGCCCGUGCCAAGAUUCGAGACAAGCUUCGUCACCGAGGAUUCUGGCCUCCAAGAGCUGGCAAAGGGAAGAUGAAAGGAGGAAAGAAAGGUGGCCGUUUUGAGAGCUCCUUUCGCCGUAAGAACCAGAGUCUUGCGGAUCGCAUCGCAAACUCGUCAUGCAGGAGAUGCGGCCAGAAAGGACACUGGAAGCAAGAGUGUCCCUUACGUUCGCAAGACAAAGAAGAAGUUCACUACAUCAUGGAGGAAAUGAACAACGAGCCAGAGGAAGAGAUCCUUCAUGAACUUCCCCCUGGAGUCAAUUUGAUGUCGACGGUGGAGGAAUUGUUUACGUCGAUGACCGACCAGCAGCGACUGCGGCUCAACGUCCCAAAGAUUCAGCAGCUCGCCCUGGUGAUCGAGUUCAAGCAAAUGACAUCAGCCAUGCCGAAGACCUAUGCCGCAGCUUCGCUGGACAUGGCGCUGCCCUUUCCGGAGGACCAGGCGCUGACUUACAUGACAGAGGAAGAGGAUCAGAAGAUCGUGAGGCCUCCAGGAAUUCAGAACCUUCGGCAAUGGGGAACAAUGAUCCUCCCGGAGGGAAAGCACAAGGGCAAAACGUUCUUGGAGACUGUCGAGGGCGAUUACCAGUACUCCAUGUGGAUUGUCAAACACAAGAACCUGACCAGCGACUGGACGAAGUCGUUCCAGGAGUUCGUCAAAGCCUGGAACCAGAUGACAAUGUCCACAACAAGAACCACAGCCUUGGGGGCAAGUGCCAAGGCCAAAGCGCGACCCAAGACGUCCGAGGAGUGGAGCGACGUGGAGCAGGAGCUGAUUGUCAUUCCCUCGGACCUGAAGUCAGAAGGGAAGAUGGGCCAGAAUUCAAAGCGUGGUCUGGCCACGGAACCUGGAGAUCAGAUGGUGAUCGAGGUGGAUCAGGAUCGAGUGAACCAGCUGCAGGCCCAGAUUGCCGUAUUGCAGCGGGAGCUCGCCAAAGUGAACAACAAGGCGAAGUCCCUGGAACAGGAAGUGGCUGAUCUCAUGGCUCUGACAAUUGAGAAUGUCCGCAAUUCGUCAAGGCCAUCUUCGGGAACUGGUGCUCAGGGAAAACUGAAUCUCCUUGAAAUCUAUUGUGAAGAAGACUCUCAACUUGUAAGAGUGGCCAACAUGUAUGGACUUGCUGCACGGAGAUUCACAAUCAAGGAUGGCGAUUUGAGCACACCCGAGGGCCAGAAAAGACUUUGGAAAAUCGUGGAAGAGCAACAACCAGACCACAUCUGGGCUUCACCGGAGUGCCGCUUUUGGGGCAACUUCAGCCGAUGGUUUGGAGAGCAGUAUGGUCCGGCAAAAUCCUGGAAGGAUUUGUUCAAGAUGGCGGAGAUGAGUAUCACUGUUUUUGGGAGUGACAAAGGGGAUGACCCAAAUGAUGCAUCUCUGGGGAAGAGCCUGGGUGAGGGUGACCGAUCUGCCAAAAUGGAGGGCACAGAAACCAUGCCAUCCCUGGAUAUAAUGAUGCCGGAUGCGUCAACAGGUGAGAUGCGCGAGGUGGCAGCCCCCGAUGUUGAAACAGCACAACCCAGCAAUUUGAAGGCUGAUCAGGCCUUGGAAAACACUUGGAUAUCGUGGGCAGGACCUCCUCAACAAGUUUACACUGAUCCUGCAAGGGAGUAUACCUCGGAAAAGUUUUUGGUAAAGUUGCAGGAAUAUGGAAUCCAGGUGAAAACCACUGCAAGGGACAGUCAUUGGCAGCUGGGCCGAACAGAGAUUCAUGGAUCGAUUAUCAAGCGCAUGCUGGAAAGGAUGGAUGCUGAAGUUCCAAUCAACACAAGUGAUGAGUUUCGUGAGGGGUUGGUUCAAGCUUUUUGUGCAAAGAAUGCCUUGUCUAGGGUGAAAGGCUAUACCCCCGAACAAGCGGUGUUGGGCAUUUCAAGAAAAUUACCAGCAUCCAUCACUUCAGACUCUCAGCAAGCAAGUCAUCUGUUGGCAGCGGGAGAGACUUGUGAGAGUGACCAGUUCCGGCAAAGCCUGGAACGGCGGAGCAGGGCAAGGCGAGCUUUCAUCGAAGCGGACAACUGUAACAGCCUGAGGAGAGCAAUGUUGCGAAGGAGUCGCCCACUUAGGGAGCCCUAUGAAGAAGGGGAUUGGGUCCUUUAUUGGAGGCGAAAAGGUGGCAAUCUUCGCAGGCUGCGUGGUCAAUGGCAUGGGCCGGCCAGAGUUGUCAUGCUGGAAGGCCGCAAUAUCUGCUGGUUAGUGCAUGCCAAUAAACUGAUCCGUGCAAGCCCAGAACAAUUGAGGAAAAAGAGGGUUGAGGUGAAACUCAAAGAUCUUGGAGAAGAGGAUCAGCUUCGUUUUGCAGCAGCCAAAGACAAAGAGCUGAAGGCUUGGUUGAGUCAUAAGACUGUUCAGAAGGUGGCACAAGGGAAAAUCCCAGAUCAUGCCAUCAUGCGCUGCCGCUGGCUAUUGUCAUGGAAGGGGGCCAAUGGGGAUGAACCACCUGGAGAAUUGGCCUUAAACGGCAAGAGAGCAAAGGCUCGUCUGGAGGUCAUUGGUUAUGAGGAUCCAGAUAUCGACUCUGUCAAGAACGAUGCUCCGACUUUGACGAAAGAUGGUCGUCAGCUGGUUCUACAACAGGUAAGUAGUUUCCGUUGGCCCCUCAUUAGCUUUGACAUUUCAACUGCUUUCUUGCAUGGACGCGGCGAUGGUCGAAAUCUCGGCCUGCAUCCGACUCCGGAGAUACAGGAAGCUCUAGAGAUGGGACCCACUGAUCAAUGUGCCCUAAAUGGGGGAGCAUAUGGCAGGGUUGAUGCCCCAUUUUUGUGGUUCUGUGAAAUCCGAGAUGAGCUUCUGAGUCAAGGAUGCAAACAGCACCCGCUCGAUCCCUGUGUCUUCACGUAUGGUGAGACCGACAAAAAUGGAGAUUAUCAUCCCUGCGGCAGUAUUGGCCUGCAUGUGGAUGAUGGGAUCGGGGGAGGAAAUGAAGCCUUCAUGAACAUGCUUUCAAGAGUUGAGAAACGUUUCAAGUUUGGAUCGUUUGAAACUGGGGAAUUCAAAUAUACGGGAAUUCACUUCAAGCAAUGGGAUGAUGGCAGUAUUGAAUUUGAUCAAAUUGAUUACAUUGAGAAGAUAGCACCAAUCAAUAUUGGUAAGUCUCGCAGGAGUGAACCGUCAUGUGAAGUCACCCCAGAAGAAAGAAGCAUGCUUCGAAGCCUAAUCGGGGCUUUACAAUACGCUGCUGUUCAUAGCCGUCCUGAUCUCAGCGCCAAGGUAGGAGAACUCCAAUCAAAUGUGACAAAAGCCAAAGUAGAGGACAUGAUCAUUGCCAAUAAGGUUCUGCAUGAGGCCAAGGUGCAUAAGGUGUCCCUGAUGGUUCUUCCCAUUCAUCCAACAAGGGUCACAUUUUGUGCGUUUUCCGAUGCCAGCUUCAUGUCCACCAAAACCAGUGUGGCACAUCAAGGGACAAUAAUCUUUGCAACUACCCCUGAACUUUUGGGAAAUCAGAAGGCAGUUGUUGCCCCAGUUGCUUGGACAAGUAAAAAGGUGCCACGGGUGGUGAGGAGCACUUUAAGUGCUGAAGCUGCAGCCUUGAGCAAUUCCGUAGAUAGGUUGCUUUGGCUUCGCAUGAUUUGGGCUUGGCUGUUGAAUCCAGAGUGUGAAUGGUCUGAUCCUGAAAAGGUUCUAGAGGACCAGACACGAGCUGCCAUCGUGACUGAUUGCAGGUCCAUGUAUGAUAUUUUGACAAGAACAGCCAUUCCAAGUUGCAGCGAGCACCGUACAACUAUCGAAUGUCUUCUCAUUAGAGAAAGGCUGAAAUCCAACUGCGAUAUCCGCUGGGUGACAAGUCAGGCAAUGUUGGCAGAUUGUCUCACUAAGGUCAUGGAAGCCACGGCUCUUCGGCAGUGUUUGGUAUCGGGAAAGUACUCUUUGUUUGAUGAAAAGGAGAUUUUAAAGAGUAGAGCUGACAGUCGACAGCGUUUGCAGUGGAUUAAAGAUCAGGGUCAAGCUGGACCAAAUGUUUCAACCUCGAAAAAUGAAGAAGCCACGGUCGAAACAAAUUUCAAAGUAGAUGUACAGACGAAUGAGAAACCUCGAGAUUUUUGGCAAACUGGACCUGGUGAACAGAUCCGUAGGAUCCAUGUCAUUCCUCGGAAAAAUCGUUUUGUUCCUAUAGGGGUCACUGAGUGCCCAGUUGACAUCCGUGAUUUUAGGGCUGUCAGAGAGACUCGAGUGAAGGGAGGAACUGUGGAAUAUGACUUUUGGACAGGGUUCAUCCAUGUGGCCAACAUCCGGCCGUUCCGCUCUGCACUCUCAAGGGAGGGUGGGCAGAGGAGCCAUCUUGGUGCAACGGAGGUAAGGAGAAAAGGGGUGUCAAAGGGCUUGACAUUCGCAAUAUAUAUAUACAUAAUUAUGUAUAUAUAUAUAACUUAG
Molecule: messenger RNA, 4968 nt
Organism: Cladocopium goreaui
Lineage: Eukaryota; Dinophyceae; Suessiales; Symbiodiniaceae
Source: the annotation of a GenBank genome assembly